Messenger RNA from Maudiozyma saulgeensis, 183 nucleotides. NCBI's taxonomy places the organism in Eukaryota, Fungi, Ascomycota, Saccharomycetes, Saccharomycetales, Saccharomycetaceae. The record is from the annotation of a GenBank genome assembly.
AUGGCUAACAAAGUGAUACAAUUACAAAAAAUAUUCCAAAACUCCACAAAGCCUCUAUGGUGGAGACAUCCAAGAUCUGCCUUCUAUCUAUAUCCAUUCUACGGUUUAUUGACUGUUGCUGUCGUUGCCCCAUUACUAUAUAUUCCUAACGCUGUUUUAGGUAUUAAGGCUAAAAAGAAUUAA